Messenger RNA from Sphaerulina musiva SO2202, 1618 nucleotides. RefSeq lists its product as uncharacterized. Bases 19 to 927 code for a protein of 302 amino acids. Lineage: Eukaryota; Fungi; Ascomycota; Dothideomycetes; Mycosphaerellales; Mycosphaerellaceae. Gene Ontology annotation, cellular component: COP9 signalosome. The record is from RefSeq and is a predicted model, not a curated record. The transcript has 2 exons.
CGUCCCUCCAACAGCAACAUGGAUCAGUCCAAGGCCAUCAACGCUCUCGCACCCUUCAUUGCCCUCGCCAAGUCCGCCAACUCGCCACGAGCAGCAGCCGAUCUUAUCAACCAGGCCACUUCGGCAGCCAAUACCUUUGUGUUCGCCGAGCUGUUGCAGCAGCCUAACAUCCAAGCUCUCGCCGGCAACGAGCAGUACGCUUCUUCACUCACCCUGCUCCAGAAGUUCGCUUGGGGUACGUGGAAGAGCUAUACCGCUACGCCUGGUCUCCCUCCACUCUCCGAUGCCCAGGCUCUCAAGCUCCGACUGCUCUCCCUCCUCACCAUUGCCUCCGAAAAGGGCGCAGCUUCCAACCUCAGCUAUGCCUCACUCUGUGCUCGCCUCGAUCUCGGAGACAUAGUCGAUCUCGAACACCUCGUGACGCACGCCGUCUACAGCAAUCUCAUCACAGCCACCCUUAACCCCGCGGCACAGACCGUCGUCAUCACCUCAGUUGCGCCACUCCGAGACCUUGCACCAGGCAGCCUACAGUACAUGAUGGCCGAGCUUGCCGCCUGGAGUGGGCGUUGCGACGCUGCGCUCGAGCAGCUGGAAGGCGAGAUCCAGAAGGUCAAGGCAGACGCGGAAAAGCGGUUGAAGAGGGAGGCAAAAGCUGAGAAGCAGAUCAAGGCUGUGAUGGAAUUGACCGAGAAGCCGAGCAACCUCAGAAGUGAAAGCAGCGGUGGCAGUGGCAGUGGAGGUGCAGGUGCCAUCCCGGGCCCGCGAGCUGGACCGAUCUCCCGGGGCACCAAUAAGAGAGACCAGGCUGAUGAUGAGGAUGAGUAUGAGGAUGUCAUGGAUGUCGACGAUAGUACGCGUCCGUCGGGCGGGAAGAAGAAACUUCCUGCUUUUGGUCUGGGCAGAAUGGCUGGCAAGGGAUCAAGGUAGCGACUGUCUAGCUUGCUACUUGCUGUUGACGGGAACAGCGAUCGAAGGGCGAUGGGAAAGGAGUUCCCUACGACCAAGGCCUGUCGCACCUCUCUCUAGGCUCGCUCGCAGCUUGCCUCUUCAGCUCGAAAACCAAUGGAAAGGCUCAAAGACGUGGUGCUACAUCCCGAUCAGACUCCGACUGCGAUAUGGUUGCUGCUUCUAGAGCAUGUUCGGGAUCGCUUUGAGCAAGUUCAUAUCCGUCUUCACCUUCAAACUGGCACAAAAGCCGAUGUCGGGGUGAAAGGACUCGAUAAGUGUGUUCUCAGCAGACGACUUGCCACUACCAUGGUGGACACUACCUUAUGCUUCAAGCACGGCAUUUCAUGAACUGAGCUCGUUUUGAAAAAGGGCCGAGACAUUGACUUCCUACCACCAAAGGAGUACAUGACCGCCAAAUGAGUACAUAUAAUUGGUCGGAAACUUGGAGCAUUGUCAAAGCAUUGCAUUACCAGGUAGUGUCAAACUCAGCGAUGAACCAUUCUGCAUUGGCCCUUCCAAUACUUCAAAGUCUAUACAUCCUCUGCCUCUUCCCCAUGUCGUCCGUCACUUACCGGCGUAUAAUCAUUCCUGAAAGUCCUUGCCUUGCUGGUACUAGAUCACUCCUACUGGGUCGCAUGCAUCACCUACCUUGCUGUGCCUACAACAUCAC